AUGAGCUUAGCUAAAAUACAAACAUCAAAACAGACGGUUUUUACCAGUUGCCGGGCUCCGGCUAAGUUUGCCGGGCGGCGCCGCGCGGGGCCGCUGUACCUUCUCCCCGCAGCCGGGCGCCGCGGCCUCCUUCCCGCCUCCCGCUCCCGCAGCCCCGCCGCGCGCCCUCCCGGGCUCGCCCGGCCGCCGCCCCCUCCCCCCCGCGCUCCCACGUGCUGGUCCCCUCCGCGCGCCGGGCACCGCCGCCAGGCCGCUAAGGAUGCGCCGGGCCGUUCUCCCACGCCCCCGGCGCCGCGCCGGGCCUCGCGGGCCUCGCCGGCUCCCGGCCUCCCCGGCCUCGCCGACCCGUCCUUACCGGCGGGCGCGGGGCGAAGGGUGGCGCGGGCCGGCGCCUCGGGCGGAGGAUGCCCCGCGCGGGGACCCGCGAUCCUGGACGCCCAGGCCGCGGGACCCGCGCCGCGGACGGACGGCAGAGGGGGAGGGGAGGCCGCGGGCGGAGACGCGCGGGACCGGGGAGCGGAUCCUCCGAUCAGUUCAUCUCCGGGCGCCGAGGCCGAGCGGGAAGUACCGAGGGCGCCUCCUCCGUCCGCGCUCCCGCCCCGCCGCUUAUCGGCCGCCGGCAGCCGCCAUGACGCCAAGACCGCGAUCGAGCGCAACCGUCUCCGCCGCGCGGCGCCGCCGAGGUCGCUGUCGCCUCCGCCUCCCGAGCGACGUCACCGCCUCGGCUCACUCCCCUUCCCGGCGCGCGGCGGCGGCGGCGGCGGCGCGCACGCCCGGCCUUUCUGCCGACGCGCGAGCGCGGGGCGGGGUGGGGCGGGGCGGUGGCGCACGCCCCUCGGGGAAGCCACUCGGUCAGGCCUUCGCGCUCCUAAUCUGCGCGACCUCUGGCGUUCGCCUGGGGCUCCCGGAGAUGGGCGCUCCGAUCACGACACCGAUGCUCACGGAUCCGGAGCGGAGGCCGAGGACAGCCUGCGGUGGGGGCCGGCGGCGCGCGCCGGGUGUCCGGAGUCCGACCGGAGCUGCUGCGUCACCAGGGCAGCUAGGGAACUAUUGGGCAACCUUGUCGCCUCCCGCUGCGAUCCGUGCCUGGGCGACCUGCGGCUAAGUCUCCUCCCGGGCGGGGCUCUAGUGAAAGAGAGAAAAUAGAGUUCGGGCUGCUGACAUCCCUUGACGCCACUUGAUUCGUGUGUGGGUGGCCCGUGCCUGGUUCAUAAAAGAACUUUUACAACAGUGCCUGCCUAGAUCCCUCCCUGGAGAGCGGGUGGAAGGGUGCCGGGCCGAAUUGGAACAAGCAAGGCUACUGGAGGGGCGUUGGUCACUGGAUCUAAGGUGCUGCAGCUUAGUUGACAGUUUCUGUCAUUACUGCAUCCGCAGGCCUCAGUAUGUCGGAAGCAGGAUCUCUUCAAGCAUGGUGAUGUAGCAAUCUAUGUUCGGUUUUCAAUUUUGUUUUUAUUAUACUUUUUGGCUUUGAAAGGGCGUUUUAUUAUGUAGCCCAGGGUGGCCUCAGGGUGAUCCUUCGAAGUUUUGGCACUACAGGCAGGCGUGUGCCACCACCACAAGGCUGACUGCUUUUGAACUUUGUUUGUUUACUUGGUUUUAAAUCAAAAUUCUUUCUGAUUUCAUUAUCCAGCCUGCAAAUAGAAAGAUCCUUUAAAGACAGUAUACAAACCCAGGCUGGUCUUCCACUACUCCAUCUACCUGCCUCAGCCCCCAGAGUGCUGGUAAUGCGAUUGCCGGUGUACCCACCUUGUGGGGCUAACUUUUUAAAACUUUUCAACUUAUUUGAAGUUGCAUUUUCUGUAGAGGCCCCUCCUUCGAAGUCAAAUGAGUUUGACGGCCAUAGUAUUCCCCAAAUGAUUCUUAAGCUGUUUGGGAAAUUUCUAGUAAAAAUUUAAACUUUGAAGUUUUAUGUUUUGAAUAAAAUUAUAAUACACUUCAGUGCUCUGUAAAAUCUUAGAAUGACUUGAGACUAUAGAGAAAUACAAUGUAUAAAAAGAAUUGCAACAA
Messenger RNA from Mastomys coucha (southern multimammate mouse), 2007 nucleotides. RefSeq names its product atherin-like. Lineage: Eukaryota; Metazoa; Chordata; Mammalia; Rodentia; Muridae. The coding region runs from base 1 to 1146 and encodes 381 amino acids. The transcript has 2 exons. The record is from RefSeq and is a predicted model, not a curated record.